Molecule: messenger RNA, 1875 nt
Organism: Balaenoptera ricei (Rice's whale)
Lineage: Eukaryota; Metazoa; Chordata; Mammalia; Artiodactyla; Balaenopteridae
Gene: PAX3
Product: paired box 3
Exons: 10
Coding region: 219-1736 (505 amino acids)
Biological process (GO): regulation of transcription by RNA polymerase II; anatomical structure development
Molecular function (GO): DNA-binding transcription factor activity, RNA polymerase II-specific; RNA polymerase II cis-regulatory region sequence-specific DNA binding
Source: RefSeq, a predicted model, not a curated record
UCCGGGGCCUCCCUGCCCGCCCCUUUCCCCGGUUCCACCUCGAGCCUCUCUUUGGACUAGGAGCGAGCAGCCCCCUCCCCGUGUCCCUCCUCUCUCUCCAGUCUUUUUGGGGAGGGGCUCUCCACGCUCGGGGGAGUUGCCGAGGGUCACCAGCGCCUCUCUCGUCUUUCUAUUUCGCCUUCACCUGGAUAUAAUUUCCAAGCGGCGCUGUCCCCAGGAUGACCACACUGGCCGGAGCUGUGCCCAGGAUGAUGCGGCCGGGCCCGGGGCAGAACUACCCGCGCAGCGGGUUCCCGCUGGAAGUGUCCACCCCCCUCGGCCAGGGCCGGGUCAACCAGCUCGGCGGUGUAUUUAUCAACGGCAGGCCGCUACCCAACCACAUCCGUCACAAGAUCGUGGAGAUGGCCCACCACGGCAUCCGGCCCUGUGUCAUCUCCCGCCAGCUGCGUGUGUCCCACGGCUGCGUCUCUAAGAUCCUGUGCAGAUAUCAGGAGACGGGCUCCAUCCGCCCCGGCGCCAUCGGUGGCAGCAAGCCCAAGCAGGUGACAACGCCUGACGUGGAGAAGAAAAUUGAGGAAUACAAAAGAGAGAACCCAGGCAUGUUCAGCUGGGAAAUUCGAGACAAAUUACUCAAGGACGCGGUCUGUGAUCGAAACACCGUACCCUCAGUGAGUUCCAUCAGCCGCAUCCUGAGGAGUAAAUUCGGGAAAGGCGAGGAGGAGGAGGCCGACCUGGAGAGGAAGGAGGCAGAGGAGAGUGAGAAGAAGGCGAAACACAGCAUCGACGGCAUCCUGAGCGAACGAGCCUCGGCACCCCAAUCAGAUGAAGGCUCGGACAUCGACUCUGAACCAGAUUUACCGCUCAAGAGGAAACAGCGCAGGAGCCGGACCACCUUCACAGCAGAGCAGCUUGAAGAACUGGAACGGGCUUUUGAGAGAACUCACUAUCCUGAUAUUUACACCAGGGAGGAACUGGCCCAGAGGGCAAAGCUCACCGAGGCCCGAGUACAGGUCUGGUUUAGCAACCGCCGUGCAAGAUGGAGGAAGCAGGCUGGGGCCAAUCAACUGAUGGCUUUCAACCAUCUCAUUCCGGGGGGAUUCCCUCCCACGGCCAUGCCGACUCUGCCAACAUACCAGCUGUCCGAGACCUCUUACCAGCCCACAGCUAUUCCACAAGCCGUGUCGGAUCCCAGCAGCACGGUCCACAGACCUCAGCCGCUUCCUCCAAGCACUGUACACCAAAGCACUAUUCCUUCCACCCCGGACAGCAGCUCUGCCUACUGCCUCUCCAGCACCAGGCAUGGAUUUUCCAGCUAUACAGACAGCUUUGUGCCUCCAUCCGGGCCCUCCAACCCCAUGAACCCCGCCAUUGGCAAUGGCCUUUCACCUCAGGUAAUGGGACUCCUGACCAACCACGGUGGGGUACCCCAUCAGCCCCAGACCGACUAUGCGCUCUCGCCUCUCACUGGGGGCCUGGAACCUACCACGACGGUGUCGGCCAGCUGCAGUCAGAGACUAGACCAUAUGAAGAGCUUGGACAGUCUGCCAACCUCUCAGUCUUAUUGCCCACCCACCUAUAGCACCACGGGCUACAGUAUGGACCCUGUCACAGGCUACCAAUAUGGGCAGUAUGGACAAAGUGCCUUUCAUUAUCUCAAGCCAGAUAUCGCUUGGUUUCAAAUUCUUUUGAACGUGUUGGACAAAAGCAGUGGAGAAAAGGAAGAUCCGGAACAAUAAAAGACAAAUGCAACAUUUUAAGGCAAUGAUUUAACAUGGCUACAUGUCAAAUAUCCCAGCUCUCUAGUGCUGAUGAUGAAGGAGCUCAAACAUUCCAUUUGUGUGUGUGUGUGUGUGUGUGUGUGUGUGUGUGUGUGUG